AUGGGGCCAUAUUUGGCCGUUGCCUGUUUUUGUAAAGCAAAACCUUCUGACAACUUAAGGGAGAUUCUCCAAAAUGUGGCCAAAUUGCAAGGAGUAUCAAAUAUGAGAAAACUAGGCCAUCUGAAUAACUUUACUAAGCUUCUUUGUGAUAUUGGCCAUAGUGAAGAAAAAUUGGGUUUUAACUAUGAGGAUAUCAUAAUUUGUUUGCGGUUAGCUUUAUUGAAUGAAGCAAAAGAAGUGCGGGCAGCAGGGCUGCGAGCUCUUCGAUAUCUCAUCCAAGACUCCAGUAUUCUGCAGAAGGUGCUAAAAUUGAAAGUGGACUAUUUAAUAGCAAGGUGCAUUGACAUACAGCAGAGCAACGAGGUAGAGAGGACACAAGCACUUCGAUUAGUCAGAAAGAUGAUUACUGUGAAUGCUUCCUUGUUUCCUAGCUCUGUGGCCAACUCAUUAAUAGCAGUUGGAAAUGACGGACUUCAAGAAAGAGACAGAAUGGUCCGAGCAUGCAUUGCCAUUAUCUGUGAACUAGCACUUCAGAAUCCAGAGGUGGUGGCCCUUCGAGGUGGACUAAACACCAUCUUGAAAAAUGUGAUCGAUUGCCAAUUAAGUCGAAUAAAUGAGGCCCUCAUUACUACAAUUUUGCACCUCCUUAAUCAUCCAAAGACCCGACAAUAUGUGCGAGCUGAUGUAGAAUUAGAGGUAGGAACUUUAAUAUCCUUUUCUAGUUUUAAGAUAUGA
Puma concolor (puma) is the source of this 735-nucleotide messenger RNA. Lineage: Eukaryota; Metazoa; Chordata; Mammalia; Carnivora; Felidae. The record is from RefSeq and is a predicted model, not a curated record.